Molecule: messenger RNA, 12916 nt
Organism: Pocillopora meandrina
Lineage: Eukaryota; Metazoa; Cnidaria; Anthozoa; Scleractinia; Pocilloporidae
Source: the annotation of a GenBank genome assembly
UCGUUCCCACCAUUCCAUUAGCACAGAGGUCUAGUGACCGCUAAGUUGAUUCUAAUGACAGGGGUAGUGUUGAAAUACUCUUUCAGUGAUGCUCACUUACCCAUCGCAUAAACAUUUCAGCUCCUGAGUUGGAGGGCGCAAUAUUGGGAACACUCAUUUGUGCAAUGAUUCAGAAAGAAAGCGUCAUAUCAUGGUUCAAAAGCCUCGAUGGAGAUGAUCGUAUCGACCUCAUGUGCAAUUUAUUAGACUGCUGCCUGCCGUGGGAAAUUCGAUUUUUAGGCACGUUUAUUGAAGCCCAGGUCCAGAGAGAUUACCCGGCGUUCCGACAACCCGAGAGUACGGCGAACAAUCCGUUUGAUCUGAGCUGCCUGACAUGUUUAUACGAUGUUCAUGUCCGUCGGAGGUUGUGUGUUUCGCUAGCGUUGCUGCAUUCAAGCAAUCGCCAAGCAGCUUCGGUGCUGUUUGGAAUUCUGAAUGACUUUCAGCCAUCGAGUCUGGGAGAAGAGGAAUUCUUCACUGAACUCUCGCUAUUGAUCACCAUGUCCGCUCACCACCCAGCGUUCUCAUUUCAUCAAAAACACACCUUGUCUGCAAAAUUAAAACAGCUCAAACAAUCGGCAAAUCAUACAUCAGAUUUAAGCGAGGUAAAAUUAACGUUUAAUUCAAUCAAUUUUUAUUACAGAAUUUUUAACCGUUUUAAAAAUAUUUUUUACAUUGAUAUUUGUCUACAUAAAGGUCACCUUCCAUUUGCUACAUGUUUUGAAAAUCUUUAAGAUACCUUCCGGCUCCCCAGAUAAUUAGCAUCGGGCCUUAGCAUUAUUUUACAAUUUACUCCUGAGGUAAUAGGUAGAUUUUGAUUGUUUCCUAAUUUUUUGUCGUUAGACUGUCUCCGAAGCAAGCAGUGGUUCUUCGACUUUUUCGUGUGACCAAGAUGCUUCAGCAAAGAAGGAUGCUCGAGAUGAUCUUUUGUUCGAAGAAAAACAAAAGAAAGAAUCUGUGGAAGAGAAAGCCACCGUAAAUGAAAUCCUUAAGGUUGAGAGUGCAAAUGUCGGCGAUUCUUCCCUGACCAAGGAUAACACUCUUAAAGGUAAUUAUUUACUUAGCUGAAUUGAAGACGAUCCGACGUUUACUAAAAAUUUACAUCCAAGCUAAUCCAAUUUAUUUCGACGUCUUUCUGUUCUAGUUUUUUUUUUUUUUUUUUUGCUAAUUUCUGAUCAUAACGACGUAGUGAUCAUUUGGUGAUUUCUCACGUUGAUUUUAUUUUCUAAUCACGAUCGUGGCGAAAAUCAAAACAUAUGCAAAUUAACAGCCGAUAAUAGUCUUCCUUUUUAAGUUUGACAUGUGACACUUUCUUCCUUCCUCUGUCAUUUAACCGUGGAACGGUUUUCAGACAAGAAUCGGUUUAUUUCAGCUGGUCGGCUCCAGGGGUCGUUCGAGAUGUUUCCAUUAACUGCCGAAGCUUAUUUCUCAGCAAAAAGGUACACAAAGAUGCUUUGAUAAGCCAUAUAAUUCGAUACGUAGAAGCUCGUGUUUUCAAAGAAUGGUAAACACGAAGUAAAAUUAUUCUGUAUCCAAUAACAUUUCAAUUCAUGAAAGCCGUUUGGUGUCCGUCAUUAUAUUAGCGUUCGGGGGAAGUUGUGUGGAAUUCUUCAUCCAAAGAACCUUAUGAAUUCAUUGUGAAUCAUUAAAAAAUCUCUCAUCUUCCAUGACACGUACAUUUUUUUGUUUUGGUGCUCUAUAUGUCAUCUAAAUUUUUCCCAACUCUUGCAUUAAUGUUGAAAGAGCUUUUUAGUUUGGGUAAAAUCAAUCUUUGGUUUCUUACCAAUAGAGCACAGCUCAUCCCACUGUGUUUUACCAUUGAUUAUCACUACUUUUAAUCAUAAAGGAAUGUCAUGACCUUCAUUACUACAUAAUUUUACACUCUCACUUAACCAAAAGUAACGUAUCUUUUGCCACUAAGCUGAAGUUAAUGAUGCCCUUGUUCAAGGAUUCAAACAGCAGGAAGUCUGUAGGGGAGUCUAUUUUGUAACACAUGUUAGUCAGCUUUCUACUGAGUGAGUACGCUACAGAUUAUUUUUAACUGAAAUUGACACUAACCGUAUGAUGUCAUGAUGUUUCCGUCACGGACUCUCAUAUGGUUUCAAACAUUCCCUGCACAACCUUUUGGUGACAUAAAAUCACAUGGUAUUACUGGGUUAUAUAUAGAGAACUUUGUGAAUGGAUGUUGCAAAGGAAAGAUGGAUCAGUAUAGUUUUUUGGUGAAGCAGAAAUCUGCAAUGAUAUUUAGUACAGAAGUCUUGUCUGGGAUAUGAUCAAGGUAUGACGAUUGCCAUAUGACAACUGCCGUUGUUUUCAUUAACAACAUGUCACCUUUGAUUUAAUUUUGUUGAAAAUAAUCAGACUUAUCUGGAUGUCCCAGCGCCCGAGAUUAACCAGUGUAGUUAUAAAGUUCUUAAAAAUAUUUCUUAACUUAUCCAUUGAAUCAUACAGGACUGUUGUCAAGCCUCUGUAGAAAGUUGUCAUCAAACAAUGGAUUUCAUAAUUGGCAUCCUGUAAAAAGAUAAAGCAGAAACACUGUUGGUACAGAACUUGAAAUUAGGAAAUUCAUGAUGGAUAGUUUCUGUCAAAGCUAUUAUUAUUGUCAUUUGAUGGGCCCCAUUUUUUUUUUUUCACAGUCAUAUUAGUGUGAUGAAUGUAAAUAUAAUUUUCAUGUUAUUUUAUUCUUAACAAUGUUUGAUCAGAGGUUGCAGUGUCCUAGCGUAUAUUGUGAAAACAUUUUUGUAUGAGAGAUUUUCUUAAGAUGUUAAAAAGAAAGGCAGUGUGUGUGGUCUACGUUAUCUAACACCUGUCUUUCAGUAAUAACUUACUUGAUCUUAAGUUUGAUAGCAAUGAAGUGCUUGGAAGAAAAACAAAGAACUUAAUAACAAGUAGAUAAAUAGCUAAUGAAAUACGAGGCCAAUUUAUUUGAAAUGUCUUGAUGUUGACAAAUGGAAUUCCUACUGGGAGAGAAUAACAAUUGACUAGUCAAAAAUCAACAGUUCAUUUAAAAAUUAUCAUUUGAAUUAGUUACUUGUUUCCACUAUUUUUCUGUGAAGGGAAAAAUUCUUUUAAAUAUUAUUCAAAAUACAAUAAUUCCAUCACUUUUGCAAACUCUUUGUAUUUGAAACAGUUGUCCAUCCAAAAUAAAGAAAGAAUGCAUGGGAACCAUCUUAGUGGAACACAAGGAACCAUUCUGACAAAAAUUAUACUUAGGUAGUCCAAUUUUUAUGCAGGAUUUUCCUUUAUUACAAAAUAUUUCUUGUUGUUAUCAUCAACACAAUUUGUUUAGGUACUUGUUGAAUUACUGUCGAGGCUUUAUUUCAGAAAAUAUUUCCUUUUAAUGAAUUAAUUCCCUUAGCAAACAUGAUUUCAGUGUUUUUGUUUUCUUUCUCAGAACUUCCAGUCUUUGUGAAAGAGAUUAAAGUGCAAGGUGUGCAAGCUGUGGAGAAAAAGAGGGAAAAAAGAUCAAAACAUGAUCCAAGAAAGCGUGACGAUCAUUGUUAUGUCUUACAGGUAAUUAAUGACAAAAGUUGUAGAUAUAGGGUUUUGUUAAAAAAAGAAGGUUCAACAAUCAAUAAUUACUUAGACACUAGUAGUGUACAGAUUUCAGCUGAGAUGUGAAGCUGUGUAACUUCUUAUAAGAAAAAUUAUAGAAGAACUUAUUUAAGUAAUCAUUGGAUUAUACAUUAGAAACCUCUUUUGAUGUGUUAUUGAUUAAUAUUCUACUUUAAUUGUGCAAUAAAGAUGUCAUUGAAUUGAAAGAAAUCUAUAAAUGUAAUCAUAGGAAGAUGGAAAAAUGCUAAAGGGGACUAAGUAUAAAUGGGUUGAGAAGAUUAACCUCUUCAUGACAGAGACACUUAACCCUUUACAUCCCAAAAUCAGUAUACAUAUUCUCCAUACUGCUCUUUAUAUAUAUCCUAAGGUGCUGAAAAAGAGAAUUUGUUUACCAAUCAAAAGCUUCUUUUGUUGGUGAUCAUUUCCUUUAUUCUCAUAACCUUAACAUGUGAUUUAGGGGUGAUACUGUAGGGAGAAAUUUGAUACUAGUCACUCUUGGGGUCACUCUUAUUCUCAUAACCUUAACAUGUGAUUCAGGGGUGGUACUGUAGGGAGAAAUUUGAUACUAGUCACUCUUGGGGUCAUUCUUUUAUUCUCAUAACCUUAACAUGUGAUUCAGGGGUGAUACUGUAGGGAGAAAUUUGAUACUAGUCACUCUUGGGGUCAUUCUUUUAUUCUCAUAACCUUAACAUGUGAUUCAGGGGUGGUACUGUAGGGAGAAAUUUGAUACUAGUCACUCUUGGGGUCAUUCUUUUAUUCUCAUAACCUUAAUGUGUGAUUCAGGGGUGAUAUUGUAGGGAGAAAUUUGAUACUAGUCACUCUUGGGGUUUAAAAGGUUCUAAGAGAGGAUUUAAGGUGUACUUGUUUUCAAGAUGAGCUAACUGUGAAGACCAUUGAAACUAAUAUUUAUUGACUUCUAUUAACACUGAAAGUAAUUGCAUGACAUUGCCCAAACAUAUAUAAAAGGUAAUAGGUGACAACUUGAUGCAGAGUCAAUCCAUUUAAAAUGUACAAUUUUUAAAAAUGGUAUUAGAGUUGAAAAUGGCACGACAAAAACCAAUUAGCUUUUGAAAAGUUUUAUUUCUUAAUCAUAUUGGCUGAUAUUUUUUUGUAAAUAUUUGCUUAAUGAUAUACUGUAGUUAGUACCAGGGCAAUCUUAGCAUACAAAGGGUCUUCUAUUAACUUUGUCCUUCGUAGGUUUCUUGGUCAGACAAUACUACAGAAACUAUACACAGGACAUAUGAGGAGAUGUUUGACUUCCAAUGCAAGGUACAGAUAUAUGAUGAAAUCCCUUACAGACACAUGACAUAGAGCCAGGACAAUUGCACUUGUUGAGCUAAAAUCUUCCAUGCCAAGGGUCUCUUCAUUUAGGCUUGACAACCUGAUUGGCUUGGAAAUUUUUAUAAGCUUAUUUUAUUUUUAUGAAUCUUGGGAAUUCCAUGUUAAUUGUGGUGGGAUCUCCAAUCUCAGAAUUUAUAUGGGGAAAAGGUAGAGCUAAGGCAACAUUAGUAAUCUCAGUUACAAAAACAUGGGUUUUGUUUACUGAGGCAGCCCUCCGUUCCUUGUGUAUUGUGUUUCUGCUGGUUUGUGAGAGGGGGAACAGUUUUUAGUCAACUGCCACAUUUAUCUUGUGGUCUAAAUUUUUUUCAUGGUGUGAAAUUUUUUGAAAGUUGUCAUUGUUUCCUAAUUGUUGUAGUGCAAAAAAGUAAUUUUAGAAAAUUUAUGUUCAAUUGAUUUUAAAAAUAUUUAAACCAAGAAAGAAAGCAAGUCACACAUAUUUACAGCAGAUUGAUUUCAGACUAUGUUACAUUGUGGUCACAAUUGUUGAAAUAUUUUCCCCUUUGCCCACUCAAAGUUGGUAAUAGGAAAAUUGGACCACUUGAAAGAAUUAUUCCAACCUUGAGAGGGUGCAAUUUGUUUUAAGAAACUUUGUCCAGGGUUGUCUUCAGAGUGAAGUGGUGUUACUUUCAGCUGUCAACAACAGGGCAUUUAGAGGUCACAUUUUGAAGAUAAACAUGAACACAUGCCCUCAAGGCUCAUGAAACUACUGGUCUGCUCUGUUACUUUUAUACCAUAUUUUAUAACUCUUUAGUAAAUUGUUGUCAUGUGAAGGAAAAUUGACAUUUUACAUAAUGCUGAUCAAGUUUUCCCUGGAAACCAGAGAAAUGAAUAAUUCUCUGACAGAAUGUGACAACCUUUAGAAGAAAAAUAUUUUGAGGAAUGUGUGUCUGCACUCUGUCAUCUUUGCUUGAAAUUUGAGAUCAUUUUACUGUUGCUAAAACAUGCAAUAUAAUAAAACAGACAUGUUACUUUCUUUACAUGAUUACUUUCCUUAUCAGUGGUAAACCAUUUGUGAAUUUCAGGUUUGAAAAAGAAACUUUGAACAUAUAAACAAUUCUGCACCACUAUUAUUAUGACAUGUAGCCUUUGUACUUCCUCUUCAUCUUAUGUUAGUAUCACUGCCCAGGAGAUUUCACACAUUUUAUACCUUAACCCUUUCACUCCCAAGAUCUAAUUAGUAAUUCUCCUUACUAUCUGCCAUACAAUUCUUAUGAUGUUAGUUCAGAGAAUUUGGUAUUGGAUCAACUAAUAAUCCCAUGAUUGAUAUUCUUCUCUAUUCUCAUCACCUGCCUUCUUGAUAUUGUAUUGAUAUUGUAAGGAGAAAUUCUGUCUUGGUCACUUGUGGGAGUGAAAGGGUUAGAAGUUCCUUGCAGAAUUUCAUACCUUUUUAAAAUAUGGUGCCAGGGUAGUGAACAAAAAACAAUUGGUGCACAAAGUCUAUUACUCAAAGAACCACUUAGCAACCUAAUUUUAGGGAUAUUGGCCUUAACAAGCAGACACUUUUUCAUUAACCCUUUAACUCCUAAGAUCUCAUUAAUAAUUCUCCUGACUGUCUGCUAUAUAGUUCUUGUGAUGUUAGUUUGGAGAAAUUGGUAUUGGAUCAAGUUAUAAUCCCCAAUUGAUAUUUUUCUCUAUUCUCGUCACUUUUCUGCUUGAUAUUGUAUUGAUAUUGUAAGGAGAAAUUCUGUUUUGGUCACUCAUGGGAGUUAAAGGGUUAAUAUGUUUUGAUAGGCUCAUCUUGGUUUGACAUACCAAAAAAAUUCCCCAUAUUUGAUUGUAUAUUUCUGUUUUGAAAUCAAAAGCUGCGCAAAAUGUAUCCAAAUAAAGUUGAUGCAAGUGGCAAUCCUUGGAAGCUCCCUUUUUUACCUGGUGAGAGUUUUUUUAUUAAGUUAUUAAAUUUUCAAAAGAGUAUGAGAGUGUAAUUGAUAAGUGUUAUUUCAUUACUUUAAAUAUGCAUGAAUAUAUAGCAGAUGUUUGAUGUUUGGAAACAAUCAUUGUUGCAAUUCUGCCAACAUGCUGGGCACAAAAAUGCAAGUAGUACAUGUGUUGAUGUGUUCAUUAAGUUUUUAUGAGAUGAACAGGAAUCAUGCAGUGACCAGAGCAUUUACCUACAACUGCUGUGGUCUUGUCAGUUCAGUUCUCAAACAUGGCAUCACAUCAUGAUACUCAUCAUCCUCACUUUCUUGCUCCUUUUACUUUAUCAUUGAUUGAAAUUUUUUUGUAGGAAGAAUCAGAAUGUUUAACAAGCCAGAACCUAAAGGAGAAAAACUGCCCAUCCCUGAUAUUUCAGAAUAUACCAGGUUUGGUCUAGUUUUUUAUCUUUAGUAAUAUAUUUAUAACCACUAAUAUUCUGAGUUAUCAACUGUGACAGAAAAAGCCUGAUUCACCCAUUAAAAUCACACACAAAAAAUUUUCAGAACAAAAAGGAAUUAAGAAAAAAAAAGAAACAGAAUUUUGAUGAAAGUGUUGCACAAGAAAAAUAAAAAAAGAACUUGAUGAAAAACGAUUGGAAAGAAGAAAUAUGAAUUUAUAAUGAAUGAUGUCAAUAUGAUUUUUGGCAGCAACAAUAGUUAUUCUCAACUUAUAGAGAACAUUGAUUCUUUUCAUCCUUUAGGUUGUUUAGCAGUCUUCCUGAGUUUGUUCGAGGUUGUGAUCAUGUAGUAAAAUUUUUCCAAAGUGAAAAAAGAAUCAGGAGAAAAUCAGACAACAAAAAGAACAAGAGUGUAGCAAAAACAGAAGAACAAUCCAACUGUAAAAACAAGCAAAAUGAGUUUGAAUCACCUCAUAAAAUAGCUGAAGCUGUGCGGGAACAGUCACUUGGUAGAAAAGAUAAAGUCAAGAGUGCAGAUGUCACAAGCACAAAAAUAAAGAAAAAAACAAAUAGCGAGUCUUCUGCAGAGAAUGUUUCCAAGAACAAUGAUACUUGCAUUGUGGGGAGAGAAUCUCUUGUUGAAAUUGAUGAAAAUGGAAAUGAGGUUAAGUCCAUCCUUUGUGGUAAGUUGUGGAGGCCUGAUUUUUUAAUAUGUGACUGUCACAACUCUACAACAUUAUUGGACCAAAGCUCUUUAUUAUUUAAACAUAUACCUUAACUGGUGCUUGUUGUAAGUCUUACUCUUAGUUAAAAAGUUACGUAAUCAAAAUUCAUGUGUGAAAGGACUAAUUAUCACGAGAGUUUUAUUAACUCUUUACACCCUUACAUCAGUAUUCAUAUUCUCCAUACUGAUAUCUGUACAUUUACUAAGGUGCUGACAAGGAGAAUUUGUCUAACAAUCAAGAGUUUCUUUAGUUGUGAUCAUUUCCUUUAUUCUCAUGACAUUAAUGUGUGAUUCAGGAGUGAUAUUGUAAGAAGAAAUUAGAUGCUAAUCACUCUUAGGGGUUAUGAGGGGUUAAGGUAAAAUAGUGCAUUGUCAUGCAUUGAACUAUGACUGGUGAUGCAGUGGUGAACAAUUUCAGAAACCUCAAAGGAAAAGGAGGAAAGUGAAAAAUCUGUUUCCAGUGACCAACAUCACAAAAAUGGAAUUAUUAAGAUGGUGCCAAUACAAACAUUGUUGCCUUCAUCAUCAUCCUUUUCAACAUCAGGUAACAAUUUUAAUUUUCCUCUCUCUGUUUCAAAGGUAAAUAACUAUUACACAAUCCAUAUGGUCUCAUUUGAUUCAUUCCAUGAUACUCAUGAAAAUGUUUAUCAGAUACAAGUAACCAAAAUGAUUGUCAGAGGUGACUUGAAAUUACAAAAAUCCAGGCUUACUGACCAAUUAAUUACUUUAUUUAAAUCCCAGAUACUUUUUAGUAAUUUCCAUCAGCUGAGAUAUGAAUCAAGCCACAUUUGUGAUGGGAAGAAAAUUGAAGAGGGUUAUUUCUCCUGCAAAGGAAUAAAGUGGUGGUUGUGAUCUAAUGAGAACUGUGUUGGGCUUGAAAAUGUGGGGGAUGGGAUCUAGCUGGUGAACUGUCAGGGAAACUGAAUGGAUUUUAGGGUUCAAUUGACUGUGGGGAUACUUUUUUUUUUAAUGUUCAGAUUCAUUAAUGAUGUGUCAUUAUUGCUGAUCCAGUUAACAACAUCCAAGUAUACCUAAUGUGAUGGUGUUUUCUCUAUUCUCUUUGUUUAGGAUCUCUUUUGACAUCCACACAGGUAUCUCUGCCUGUAAAACAGCCAUUUCAAUCUGCUGUUCAGCCAAGUAACAGUAUGUUACACAUGUUAAAUACUAAUGGUUAUUCACUGCCUCCAUCCUUAACAUCGCUGCAAAUAACUCUACCAUCUUCACCCAUUGCAUCUUAUCCUUCACCUUCUCCAUCUCCAAUCACUUCACCUGUCAUGUCUCCUGCCAACUCACCAUCACUUUCACAACGAUCUUGUUCUGGAAACAUAAACUGGACUUUGAGGCAACACAGCCAGGGUGUGAAUGUUUGUGAUUGGCUCAGGAAUUUGAGACUUCACAAAUACUCGGAAGUGUUUAAAGGAAAGACCUUUAAUGAGGUGAAUUGUAGCUUAAAUUGUUUUGAAAAGUUUCAAGUAUUUCACUACAUUGAUAUUUUCAUAACAAAAUUUUAAGCAGGGCCAAACAUUUUAUGCUUACUAACUGAAAAAAUUGUUGUUGAAGUAAUUAAUAUGGUGUUUAGCUGACACUAUGUUCCUUUUGUAGAUGUUGCAAUUUUCUGAUAAAGAUUUUGAAAAACUUGGCUUAACAGCAGGAGCAAGAAAGAAGCUUCAAAUGAACCUGAAAGUUCUUCGGUAUGUCUCAUCAAAGUUUAGUAAAACUUUUGUUAGUAAUUGAUGUAAAAUUGUGCAGGUUCACACAGCUGUGCAGCCCUUGAUUAUUUAAAAUUAGUGCUGGGCUUAGUUUUUCCAGUUAAUGACUGUGAAGGAGUCCAUUUAAAAAUCUGACAAUCUUUUGUCCCUUCAAUCAUCUGACUCAUGCAUUCUUUCCAGCAGUUGCCAUAAUUAUUUGAUUGUGUAUCAAUCAACAAGAUAAUUUCCUGUCUUAUUCAAGAUAAAAUCCUCUUAUUGAUGAGUUUUCCCAUUCCCUUUGGCAUUUUCCUGAAUAAUGUACUGAAGAUGCAAGGAUAUAAAAGGCAUGUGUUAGUCAGUUCUGCAGGGUAAUAGGUUUUUAAGAAAAUAGAACAUAGAAGUGUAUUACAUUUUUAUUUUUAAUUAAUACUUUGAAAUAAGAUUUACACAGUGCCUGUAGUGAGUGGUUUUUUUUUUGGCACAGGACAAGAGGUUGCUUCACAUCAAAUGGUUUAACAUUGGUAGACAUUCUUCCUUCACCUUCAAGCUUUCCAGUGAACCUAGCUCAAAGUUACGGUUCAGACUGUGAGUUCCUACGAAGCGUCAGUGAAAGUGACAGUGCCAGUGACUGUGGAAGUGACAUAUUAUCUGAACCCGCAACCCAGGUUUGUGAAUUUUGUUCAGUUUUGUCACAGGUGGCCCAGUUUAAGUAUAACUUUAAGUUAACUGUCUUGUGCUUGAGAAAUUUGGAAAUUUUUACAGGUUGAUAAAAAUAAUAGUUAUAAUAAUAACAACUUUAUUUAAGGAAGGUAAUACACAACAGUAAUUCAACUGAUGAAGUACCAUAAUUAGAGUUAAAAUGUAGUCAAGGGUUAUAAAGCUGGUCAACAGGUCUAUAAAGAAUAUAUAAGCUAAAAACUAGAUAAAAUAAAAUAUGCUGCUUGAGUCAGGUUAAAUUGCAUUUGGACUGAAAUGUUCUACUUCAUCAUAGCUUGCUAGAAAAUGUCGGUGAAAGGCCUUUCUGAAAGAAGCAAUUGUUGUCACCUUUUUUUAGGUUAAUGGGUAGUUGGUUCCACAGCCUUGUUGUAGAUAUGCUAAAGGUCCUCCCUCAGUUUUGCGAUUUAAAUGAGGGCAGGUGAGAUUUAAUAUGUAGUAAGGUUGGGGGGGGGGGGACAAAACAAUUCCUCCUGCAAUUCCCUGUUACACCUGUUUCAAAAUUUUAACAGGUAAGUUAAGAAUUGCUGUUUUUUUCUAUCUUGGCAAAAUAGGCAAGUUUUCUGUCUAGUUGUGCACUUUGAUGGUGUAAAAGAAUUGUCAGUCCCUUUCUGUGAAUAAAUGAGGUAAAUUUUGUUUCCUAUUCUCCCAGACGUGCUCAAGUAUUUAUCCAAGGAAAUUUCCAGCCUUAAAUGGAUGCCAUGUGUCAUGCUACAACUGUGGAAGUCUUGGCCAUGUUGGUGGCCAGUGUAUGGCUCCAAACCUGGAUAAAAGAAUUCCCUCAAGUUAUGGUAUGUUUUACUCCCUGAUUAACAGCCUAGAGAUCAGCUUAUGAGUUCUCAUGUAAUUUAAAUAACUCAGUCACUUUUGUACAUUUGCUGCCAUAAGUCUUAAUUCCUUAGAUAUUACUGAAUAAAGAUGGCCAUUGAUUUGCUGAUUCUCAUAGUGGCUCUUUGAAUACAUUUUAUAUACACACUUUUAUUAUACUUUAUAGAAUAAAUAGUGUGUGUAUGUAGGAAAAAAAUAGCUCUUUUACAAUUAUGCAAGUUUAUAUCUGGUUUUAAACAGCACCACAGUCUAUACCAGUAUUUGCUAACUCUUUGAGCUCUUUCUAACAAUCCCCCUCUUCUCCAACAACUGUAAACAACAUCAGAUAAGUUUGUGUCAUAUGAAGGUAACAUUUGAAAGGGAUGAGUUUAUGGGUUCUGAUCAUAUGUUUGAAGGAUGCUGUAAUAAUAAUGUUAGCGCUGACAUGUUUUAGAAGACACAGGAUUGUGCUCUUGCAGUACCCAGGUGCCACAGGUCACUGACUUUUUGUUUGAGGGGAACCUGUGAAGUGUAGCUUUGAUAAAAGCUUUAAAGAGCUGGGUAUUUCACAUUAGUAUAACAAGAGCCAAUGAUUCUUCUAAGUACACAGCUAUGGAAGAGAAACAUACUGUGCAAUCCAUAUUCUUCAGGAGGCUAUUUGCUACCUUGACGAGUCAGCUUGUUUAUUAUGUUUGCAGGUAUCCAUUCAAGGUAUGAUGCACAACUAGAAUGUUGAUGACAGUUCAAACACACAAACAAAGGCAUUCAAUCAUUCUUACACUCAAACAAGAAGUUUUAUCAUCAAACAAGAAGAAAUAAAGUUCAUCAGAGGAGGAGGUCAUCAAAGGGCCAGGACACAACUUGUGAUUACAUAAUGUAUAUGUCAUAUUCAGUGUACUUAACUUUUGGAGCUAAAAUACUUGGAUUGUUUGGUGAGACAAGGAAGGAAGAAACUAUCAUGGGCACAGAGGUUGAGCAUUUAGGGUGGAAAAGAAGCAUAAACAUUUCCUAUGAAGAACCUGGAAAACAGUAGAAAAAGAUGGGAGUGUGCAUAGUCGUUAAUCUUUGGCACUACAUCAGUGGUGACAGGAGUUACUCUCCCUUAAUAAUCCAAUACAGCUAAUGUAUAGUUGGUCAAAACAGGCUAUAAUGCAGUUUUAUAGUCAAGAAAAAAAGACAAAAACAAGUAAAACACACACACACAUAGCAGGACUGUUCAGUCAAUGUUAAUAGCUGUGCACCUUUAACUACCAUCAAAUAGCUGAGGACUGCAACUUAAUAUUUAGCUGUGACAUUUAUUUAGAAACUGAAUUAAGGGUUACUGUAAACCAUAUGGUGAGAAGAGCAAUCACUAAAAUUGCAAUAAAUAGUUUUGUCAUAUUGAUACUAGAUGAAACAAAGCAGAGAGGUACUAAUUUAUUUUUCAAAGGAGAAUUAAGUAUUGACAAUUCUUGCUCUGCAAGUGCGACAUAACAUAGAGAUUUCAAAAAGUGAAAAUGAAUAUUAAGUCCAAAUAGAUCAAAAGUUAUUUUCUUAUACUAGAGAGUUGUCACAAUUAAUUAUUAUUUUCUAGAAGUACUUUUAAGACAUUGAAAAGGGGUAGAAACAUGAAUUAUUGCUCAGCUCUGUUAGCGCCAUGCAGAGAAGAGGUCUAACAGUAAAGUCCUAAUACAGCUGACAAUCUUGUUAGAUUAAUACUUAAUAUAUACCAGCUAGGAAUCUAAUGUCUCAGUGUAG